Notolabrus celidotus (New Zealand spotty) is the source of this 2512-nucleotide messenger RNA. RefSeq names its product v-akt murine thymoma viral oncogene homolog 1 (gene akt1). Gene Ontology annotation, biological process: protein phosphorylation. The transcript is spliced from 14 exons. The record is from RefSeq and is a predicted model, not a curated record. Gene Ontology annotation, molecular function: protein serine/threonine kinase activity; ATP binding. The coding region runs from base 493 to 1914 and encodes 473 amino acids. NCBI's taxonomy places the organism in Eukaryota, Metazoa, Chordata, Actinopteri, Labriformes, Labridae.
GGGUUCAACAAGGCCACGCAGCCCCCGCAUAAGCUUUUUUUCAAUGGGACGGCUUGACAGCCCCUCUAUUCCUCUAUGAGUGAUAAACAUGGACGGCUUAGGACCCGGGAGAGCGAGCUGCCACAGAGGCAUUGCAGACAGCGCGUUUGGGAGGUGUAGUGGAAGAAAGGCAAAGAAACGGAGUAAAUGAGAGCACUUUUGUCCAGAUUGUUGAAGGACUUAUCAACUUAAAAUACCGCCGAAACUACCCUCUAGCAUGAGACGGACACAUUGUUGAAUUCCUGGUCCAGGUAAAUGUCCGCGUUUCCUUCGCAUGGUUAACUACAAGAGGUCGACAGCUAGACAGGAAUAGGUAACCACCAUUGCGAAGGCGGCUGUAAACCCCAGGACCUCGUCUCCAGGCUCCUGCACAGGGCUGAGUGAAGGACACUUAGGAAACAAAGCUGUGUCUCUCCCUGUGGGAAACCUGGAUCCUCCACCCUGCCCACCAACAUGACCAAUGUGGUGAUUGUCAAGGAGGGAUGGCUGCAUAAAAGAGGAGAAUACAUCAAGACCUGGAGGCCAAGGUAUUUUCUCCUGAAGAGUGAUGGUACAUUCAUUGGCUACAAAGAGCGACCGCAAGAUGUCGACCAGCUGGAAACCCCCUUAAAUAACUUCUCUGUCGCACAGUGCCAGCUGAUGAAGACGGAACGGCCCAAGCCCAACACAUUUAUCAUCCGCUGCCUGCAGUGGACCACUGUCAUCGAGCGCACCUUCCACGUGGAGACCCCCGAGGAGAGGGAAGAAUGGACUAAAGCCAUCCAGGCAGUGGCUGAAGGCCUGCAGAAACAGGAGGAGGAGAUGAUGGACUCCUCUCCAGACCCCAUGGACAUGGAGGUCUACCUGACCAAAAUCAGACACAAAGUGACUAUGCACGACUUUGAAUACCUCAAACUCCUGGGAAAAGGCACUUUUGGCAAAGUCAUCCUGGUAAAGGAGAAGGCCACAGGACGCUACUACGCCAUGAAGAUCCUGAAGAAGGAGGUGAUCGUAGCAAAAGAUGAAGUGGCGCACACACUCACAGAGAACAGAGUCCUCCAGAAUUCAAAGCAUCCAUUCUUGACAGGCCUGAAAUACUCCUUCCAGACACAUGACCGCUUGUGCUUCGUCAUGGAGUAUGCAAACGGUGGCGAGCUUUUCUUCCAUCUAUCAAGGGACCGCGUGUUCUCCGAGGAGAGGGCACGGUUCUACGGUGCAGAGAUCGUGUCGGCGCUGGACUACCUGCAUGCUGAGAGAAAUGUGGUCUAUCGAGAUCUAAAGCUGGAAAACCUCAUGCUGGACAAAGAUGGACACAUAAAGAUUACAGACUUCGGCCUGUGUAAAGAGGGGAUCAAAGACGGCGCCACCAUGAAAACUUUCUGCGGGACACCAGAGUACCUAGCACCUGAGGUGCUAGAAGACAACGAUUACGGCCGUGCUGUAGACUGGUGGGGUCUCGGGGUGGUGAUGUACGAGAUGAUGUGCGGCAGACUCCCUUUCUACAACCAGGACCACGAGAAACUGUUUGAGCUCAUCCUCAUGGAAGAGAUCCGCUUUCCCCGGACGCUUGGUCCUGAGGCACGCUCCUUGCUUUCUGGCCUCCUCAAGAAAGACCCGAUGCAGAGGUUAGGUGGAGGGCCUGAUGAUGCAAAGGAAAUCAUGCAGCACAAGUUCUUCGCAGGAAUUGAGUGGCAAGAUGUCUACGAGAAGAAGCUGGUCCCGCCGUUUAAGCCCCAAGUUACCUCGGAGACAGACACACGAUAUUUUGACGAGGAGUUCACCGCACAGACCAUCACUAUUACGCCACCCGGACAAGAUGACAGUAUGGAGUCCUUCGACAGCGAGCGGAGACCCCACUUCCCCCAGUUCUCCUACUCCGCCUCUGGGACGGCCUAAACGUCUCUGAUACAUUCCUCUGGUCCCGACAUCUCCCCCCCCUACCCCACCCGACUGCACUCUCAAAAGACUGGGGGUCCGCAGCCCCCCGUCCUCCCUGCAUUGUCUGCGGAUGCUGUUGGUGGAUGUAACAUUUCCAGUCUGCAAGUUGUGUUUCUUUUUUUUCCAGGAAGGAGGAAAUUCAAGACAAAACAAAGAUAACCGUGGUCGGUCUGUGAGGCCUUUGAAGACCGGCCACACUGAGUUAACACUACUCUGCAUUUCCUGGUUGUUAUGUUGUAUAUUGAGCAGGCAUCCAUACACCAUAAUGAGCAGGGAAAUGUAGUUUUGUUAUGCACAAAUUAGGCCACUGAUGUGAAUUUUGAAAAGGGCCAUUUAUUGUAUCAAAAGCAUACACCUGAAUAUCAAUCAUUUCAAACAGAAACAGGCAGACUGUGGACCAAAACCAUCGAAUGAGCAGUGAGUUGUGUUGUUUGUCGAGUGGGUAAUGAAUCCAUGUUUUCCUCCUUAAGACUCCUGAACAAUUCAGACACCAUUCAAGACAUUUUUGGCUUCAAAGUGAAUGUACCGUAUCAAAUAAAGUCGAUCUUUCUGCAUA